CUCUUUGUAUCUGUCCACAGGUAAAACUAGGGAUAUCAAACCAGUCCACAGCAAUCCAUUGAAGCAAAGAACCACCCCAAGCGACAUCAGCCUAAACCUGUGACAAAACAUGGCACCAAACACCACUCUACUCCUCUGCCUGAGUCUUGGCCUCAUCUCGCUCGUCCAAGGCUAUGCCUUCGAAUUAGAGGACGCCGGAGACGUCGCCGGUCUCCUCGGUGAUGCCGACCUAGAAGGAAUCGAUGAGAUGCCGAUGAUGGAAGCUGGAGCGAUCGGGGAAGAAGAAGAUAAAAGAAUGAUGCCAAUGGAAGGACAGACUGCGCAGGACUACCUUCUAGAACUCUACGAGCGAGACAGGAGGGGAGCAAGGUGGAAUAAGAAUUUUAUGGGUAUAAGUUCACUGGACCGAUCCAUUACAGCAUACACAUCAUUCCUGCCCUGUAGAGUUGAAGGCAUGUGUAAGCAAAAGUUCAAAAAGACAUUCCGCUGCAAGUGCAAUCAACAUACUUACUGCGUUGGACCCGGCAAGAAGUACGAGGCUCGUUGCAGAUACAGCGCAGUGGGGCAUGUCUUCUAUCAGCCGUAAGAUGGCAGCAUACAGGAACCAAAGAUUUCGCCACAAUGGGGGGAGGUACAAACCUUCAUCCAGGGGUUACAGACUCGUCAAAACUAUCAA
This is a messenger RNA of Strongylocentrotus purpuratus (purple sea urchin), 676 nucleotides long. RefSeq lists its product as uncharacterized. The record is from RefSeq and is a predicted model, not a curated record. The transcript has 3 exons. Lineage: Eukaryota; Metazoa; Echinodermata; Echinoidea; Camarodonta; Strongylocentrotidae. The coding region runs from base 110 to 586 and encodes 158 amino acids.